Molecule: messenger RNA, 2771 nt
Organism: Manduca sexta (tobacco hornworm)
Lineage: Eukaryota; Metazoa; Arthropoda; Insecta; Lepidoptera; Sphingidae
Product: mediator of RNA polymerase II transcription subunit 16
Biological process (GO): positive regulation of DNA-templated transcription
Cellular component (GO): mediator complex
Source: RefSeq, a predicted model, not a curated record
UUUUUCUGCGUAAUGUUGGUACGAAAUGUAAUUCUACUGGACUCACGUAUGUGUGCGUGAGCUCACAUUCAAUGUACUAAGUGCCGCCUCUUCUUACGUAGUAUAUUACUUACUCUAUGGCUCACGUCUUGUACUUACUUUUUCCUAUGUGUUGGUAAAAUUAUAAUUUUUAUUUAUUUGUUUACUAGCGUCUCGUGUUUACAUAAUAAAAUUGAUGAGGGAGUGAAAUAACUUAAUCAAGAAACAUGAAAUUAAUAUAUUCAAUGAGGCGCAAGCCGCUGAAAUGCGAACCGCCACACUUUGAAAGUCCCACGGACACAGAUGUAGUGCGCCCAAUAUGCACUAUAUCGGUUGGAAAUAUCAUAGCAUUCUCCUCGCCUACGGAGCUGACGGACGUCGAAGGCGACACUUGGGGUGGACAUGUAUACGUGUGUGACUUAGACACACCAUGGGACAGCCACAAAGUCACCAGUACAGCUUACCCUGUGAGUAUCAUCACUUUCGAGUGGGACUGUGAAGGCAAACAAUUGCUGGUCGCAACCACAGAGGGAGACAUCUCAGUUUUUGGACAGAAAGAGUACCUGUUAAAUGAGUGGACUUGCCUUUACAGCACUAAUAUUCCAGGUGAACACAUCAUUAAAUCAGCAUUCUUUCACAAUGGACGCAGAAUUGUUACUGUAGACAAGAAACUCGAUGCCCUUAUCACUGAAAAAAUACAGAUGCUUAGAUCUACACCCACUCUUAAAGGUUUUGGUGGUGUGGCCUGUGAAGGCGCGUGCUCAGUCACAGCUAGCGGUCUUAUUUGCGCCUUGACUGGCCCGGCGACAGGCGGGGGCUCAGACGGUGCGCGCGCCCUCUGUACUACUGAGUGCCUGCGACCUACACGCGACCAUGUCACUGAUGCUGCCAUCGCCUACAAGAAUGGCAACUUGUUGGUGGCGUGUGCGUGCCGCGGCUUGGGCGGCAGCGGCGCUCGCUGCGUGCGGUGCUACGUGUGCUGCGUGUCGCGCCCGCCCGGAGCCGCGCCCGCGCUUGCGCUGCAACCUCUGCCCGCCAUCUACCUGUCAGACGACGACACGCACACACCCACGUCACUGACGUGGUGUCUGCGAGAGGAUACGGACUCACUGCUCGUGGCGGGCGCGACGCUGUCUCUAUGGAAGUGCACAGAGCGAGCGCAUGCGGUACACAAAUUACUCUCCAAAGGUCCAUUACAAGGAAGCACAACACCUGGUGGUGGACAAAAAACAACCUCAGAUUGUUUCAAUACUGUUGUGUGGCAGAAGACGUGCAUGUGGGCGGUGGAGUGCGGGCCGGCGGUGUGCGUGCGCAGCGGCCGGCUCAGCGCCGCGCCGCCGCACGCCGUGCUCGCCACCGCCAGGCAUCUGCGGCUGCUCUCCAGGGACUCGCACCACUACUUAAGCAAUACCAUCCAAGUGGUAAGCCACGGGACACCUGGCGUGGCCGCAGAAGUUACCCCGGCUGGCGCUGCCACGCCACCUAAGAAAACUAAAUAUGGACCAGGAGCCCUUUCAAACGGUAGCGGGUGCGCGCUAGUGUCAUGCGUGGAGCUGUCCCAGCUGGGCGGCGUGGUGGUGGUGAUCGACACUCACGCGCAGCUACACGUGUACCGACUGCCGCAGCCGUGGGCUGACAUACCACUACCCCUGGCUGUACAACACACCACCACGCUGUUGGAGUAUUCGAUGGUGUCAGGAUAUGACUGCCUCGAUGUGCUGAUGACGCUCAAACCUAACAUCAUAGAACCUGUUUAUGAAAGGCUAACGGAAUCAUUCCAGCGGCAACCUCAAUCUUUCCAGCAGUAUUAUUACCAUAGUUGGUUGAAGCUCAGGAUCGCGUUAUGCAGGGUGUCUCUACAGUGGCAGAACAGCGGCACGUGGCUGACGUGCCUGCAGAUGGCGCAGGCGGUGUGGGCGGCGGCGUGCGCGGCGGCGGCCGACGAGCGGCCCGACGCGCGCCCCGACCAGCCGCACCACGUCAUAUACGCGCUCAUCGACGACCACCACCACGACCAUGAUAAGAGCCUGGUGGCGCUGGAGGCGAAGACGGAAGUGUUGUCGGAGGCGUUGCCGCUGCAGCCGCUGCGACUAGCGCUGCAGCGCGCCUGCGACACCGCGCUCACCGCGCUGCUCACACUCACACACCAUCACCAUCAGCCACACGGGUACGAGCUGUGCGCGGACCCGUCGGCGGUGCUGCUGUUGCGCAAGCUGGUGGUGCUGGCGCGCGCGUGCGGGCGCGGCGCCGACGCGCUCAGCCGCACGCUCGCGCGCCUCGCCGCCUCCAACACACCCAAGCAGGACCUCAUUGAGGAAUGUGCGUCUCUCGCAGCACAGUCAACGGGUCCGCGAGUCUGGGAGUCCCUUCCGCGAUGCAGUGUUUCUGCGCCACAUGGCAAGCAAUGGCCGUUAUACUUGGAGUAUGGAGUGGAGCCAGAAGCAUUAAAAUUCAUCCCAGAGGCACCAGCGUACGCACAGUGCGAAACAACACCGUCUUUAGCUAUGGACUCUAUACGGUACAUGUACCUGGGGGGCGGACUGCGGCCGGCGCGCUGGCGGCAGUGCGCGCGCUGCGGCGCUCGGGCGCUUCCCGCCGCGCAGCCCUCGCGGCACCCACUGCAACGCGCUUACGACGCCAGGUUCCUCUCCAACUGCAGAUGUGGGGGCAAAUGGACACUGUUCUCAAAUAUUUAAGAAAAAUACUGAAUAUAUUAUAUGUACAUACAUAAUAAAAUAUAAUAAAUUGAUUUG